Lineus longissimus is the source of this 3371-nucleotide messenger RNA. RefSeq names its product cullin-2-like. Gene Ontology annotation, molecular function: ubiquitin protein ligase binding; protein-macromolecule adaptor activity. The transcript is spliced from 20 exons. Gene Ontology annotation, cellular component: Cul2-RING ubiquitin ligase complex; SCF ubiquitin ligase complex. The record is from RefSeq and is a predicted model, not a curated record. Gene Ontology annotation, biological process: protein ubiquitination; SCF-dependent proteasomal ubiquitin-dependent protein catabolic process. Bases 178 to 2415 code for a protein of 745 amino acids. Lineage: Eukaryota; Metazoa; Nemertea; Pilidiophora; Heteronemertea; Lineidae.
ACAAUCAUGGCGAUCUAUUUUCCAUUUUGCCCUUUUUUGCUCACUAAAGUGGCGAAUUACUAAAUAAAUUAGUGAUCAUAAAGAUCAACUUCAAGAACUAGAUCUCAACACAGCCCUAUCGCACAUGAAACAGCCUGUGAAAGUCACACACCUAUAAUCUACAGUUUUCAAGCCACCAUGUCCCUGAAGCCGCGGCGAGUAGAUUUCGAGUCGACAUGGUCCACCUUGCUUGAGACUGUAGAGGCAGUGAUCACGUGUAGUGCUGUCUCCAGGAAUGUCUUCCAAGACCGAUUCUCUGAUGUUUAUGCUCUGUGCGUGGCCUACCCCGAGCCCUUGUCUGACCGACUUUACCAGGAGACCAAGACAUUUCUGGAGAAUCAUGUCAAAAAGCUUUACAGCCUGGUGACGGAGGGAGGUGAGGAGAAUUUCCUCAACGUCUAUCAUCAACACUGGCAGGAGUUCAACGAAGGUGCUACCUAUCUCAAUCAGUUGUACGGAUAUCUCAACACACAGUUCAUAAAGAAACAAAAAUACAGCGAUGCAGACCUUACAUAUGGAACAUACGGCAUCGAACUUACGGAGCAGAUGCUGGAGAUCGGAGAACUGGCCCUGGACACAUGGAAGCGACUAAUGAUCCAACCGCUAAAGACUCAACUCUUGAAUUUAUUACUGGAGGAAAUAAAGCAGGAUCGCUGUGGUGGUAAUGUCCACCAGUCUGUCAUCCAUGGCGUCAUUAAUUCAUUCGUUAAUGUAGAAUGCUUCAAGAAAAAGACCCCACUGCAGUUAUACGAAGACUUGUUUGAAUGUGCCUUCCUGAACCGGACAGGCGAGUACUACAGAUCCGAAGCCCAGAAACUUCUUGAUCAGUGUAAUUGCUCAGAGUACAUGGAAAAGGUCAUACAGCGACUUGAUGAGGAGAAUUUCCGAAGUCGGAAGUUCCUUCACCCGAGCUCAUACACGAAGGUUCGGCGAGAAUGUCACCAGCGGAUGGUUGCCGAUCAUCUGGGAUUUUUACAUAACGAGUGUAAGGAGAUGGUCACAAAGGAAAUCAAGAAAGAUCUGUCCAACAUGUACCUACUCCUGAACCCCACAUAUUUACCCGGCGGCCUUGGGGUGCUGGUGCAAGAACUUGAGGAUCACAUACGUGAGGUUGGCUUCGAUGCUGUCAAAAAUUCUAGUGGAGAAAAUGCAUCUGGUCAUUUUGUGGAGGCAAUUUUAGAGGUGCAUGCGAGGUUCAAGGACUUGAUCCAUGAAGUCUUCUACGGUGAUCUGCAGUUCAUGGGUGCCCUCGAUAAGGCUUGUGCAUCUGUGAUCAACCAUAGAGCUAACCCAAGGUUUCCUUGUCGAUCUCCUGAACUACUUUCAAAAUACUGUGAUGCAUUACUAAAGAAAAGUGCCAAGGGCAUGUCAGAGUCUGAAGUUGAUGAUAAACUUGCCAGCUCUGUCACUGUGUUCAAAUAUCUCGACGACAAGGACGUCUAUCAACGGUUCUAUGCAAGGAUGCUAGCAAGACGUUUGAUAUAUGGCCAGUCAAUGUCAAUGGAUGCAGAGGAAGCCAUGAUUAAUAGAUUAAAGCAAGCCUGUGGUUAUGAGUUCACUAACAAACUUCAUCGGAUGUUUACGGACAUGAGCAUCAGUUCAGAUCUAAAUAAUAAGUUCAGCGAGUUCAUAAAAGAGGAGAAGCAUGAACUCGGUGUGAACUUCUCAAUAUUGGUGUUACAGGCAGGGGCAUGGCCCAUUGGACAGAGUAACUUGGCAACAUUUGCCAUUCCUCAGGAAUUGGAGAAGAGUGUCCGAACAUUUGAAUUAUUUUACCAGAAAAACUUCAGUGGUAGGAAACUAACGUGGAUGCAUAGUUUCUGCAAUGCUGAACUGAAGUUUGCCUACCUAAAGAAGCCAUACUUUGUGACGAUGGGCACAUUUCACAUGGCCAUUCUAUUAUUAUAUAAUAACGCAAACACGCUGAGCUUUCAAGACCUGCUUAUCAACACCGAUCUACCCGAAAAAGAAUUAAUAAAACAGUUACAGGCUCUCGUGGAAACGAAGAUAAUUACUUCAGAUGGGGAAGAGGUAGAUAAGAAUAGCAAUUUCCUACUGAACAUGAACUACACUAACAAAAGAACCAAAUUUAAAAUUACGGUCGCUGUACAAAAGGAGUCUACACAGGAAGUUGAACAGACGCACAGCAGUGUCGAUGAGGACAGAAAGAUGUACCUCCAGGCUGCCAUAGUUAGGAUCAUGAAAGCCAGGAAACUGUUCAAGCAUAACCAGCUCAUUCAAGAGGUCAUCAGCCAAUCACGAGCACGUUUCGCACCAAGCAUCAGUUUAAUCAAGAAAUGUAUAGAGACACUAAUAGACAAACAAUAUUUAGAGCGCACGCCAAAUUCUUCAGACGAAUACAGUUACAUGGCAUAGUUUACAAGAGAAACUAGGAUUUUCUAUUGAACCUUCGAAAAACAGGAUGAGAUUGGCCCAAACUUGGAUAAAGUUGCCCAAUCCUAUGUGUCAUUCAUUUUCCACUCUUCAGCUGAAAUGACAAACGAAAUCUUUUACCUGAAUCGCUGUUCCCAAUGGGGUAAACUUAUUGUAAUUUAGUGUACACUUGACUUUGGGUAGUUGAUCGGAUUUCAAUACUUUUGGCCAAUUUCACCCUGCUUUACAUGAGGAAACCAGCCCUGUAAAAUAUUUAGUCGCCCUCCAACUUCAAGCACCCCGCUGAUACUACACACAGUGAUGAUCGGCGUAUUUACCUUAUCUACCUAAUGGCCAGCGUAACCAGUGAUAACACUCAGUCAUGAUCACAUGAUGAUGAACUUGGCCCUUACUGUCAUGAGGCAAAAUUAGAAGUAAUUUGGUCGACUACAAGGCAACCAGGAUGUGAUAGCAAGAUCGGUUAUGUAACAACAUAUGUUGACCUCAGCCUUUGGUCGGGCAACUCAGCAGGAGGUUACCUGGCACAGAUAAGCUGAGAGCUAAAGUCAAUAAACUAUUCCUCAGAAACUCUCCCCUCAUCAAAUAUCCAUCCCCGGCAUCUAAGGCAUUUUCCAUUAGUUGGUGGGGGAUGGUUAGGAGAUAAUUUUUACAGGGCUGGUUACCUCAUGUAUGAAAGGUGACAUUAAUUGCAAUGCAAGGGGAAUGAGAUUAACUUGUUCCGUUCUUCUUUGCCGGGGCUGUUUUAAGGUAGUUUGUGAUGGCUGUGUAGAGCUAUCAUUUCACUGUGGAAAAGCGCAUUACUAGCAUACAAUGCUUUACCCACAUGAAGAAGGAUCCGCUGGCCAUAAUUCAUUCUCAUUUAGGGUGGUUAAGCCCUGUCGUAAUGCGGUCACUGUAGAGCGAUACAGAGACAAGACCACAAUUGAUUUUUUAGGCCU